AUGGCCAAAUUCGAGUUCCCUUUCAACGACGACGAAGAAGAGUAUACGAGUGAUGAGGAGGAGGGAGACAAGUAUGCAUCUCAUUCGCUACUAGUUCGCCUGGCUUGGAUCAUUUACGCCCUUUUGCCGAUUGUGGCUAUUAUCACCUUUUUGAUAACAUACUAUUCACCAUCUGUUCUGACGUUAUUCAGUUUCAAUGAUGGGCCUAGCAAUCGAUAUUACCCAGAUCUUCCUUCGGGCUACAACAGUGAGUCAGGAAGCUAUGACGAUUACAACGUCGAGUUUUACGAUCUAAAGCAGGUUGCUUCAUCUUCCCCUGACGGAUGGAAUCACCAGGAAAGGGUUCUUUUUUGUGUUCCAUUGAGAGAUGCAGCUCCACAUUUGUCAAUGUUUUUUGGCCAUAUGAGGAACUUGACUUAUCCACAUAAUCUGAUUGACCUCGCAUUCUUGAUCUCUGACACCUCCGAUUCGACCAUCAAAGAUCUGAAGAGGGAACUGAAAAAAAUACAGUCUGAUAAAGACCCCUGGAUGCAUUUCGGGAGAAUUAACAUAUACGAAAAAGACUUCGGACAAAUCAUUGGCCAAUCUUUUUCGGACCGUCAUGGAUUCCAAGCCCAAGGUCCUAGACGUAAGCUGAUGGCGAUUGCUAGAAACUGGCUAUUGGCCACUGCUUUGCGUCCUGAUCAUUCUUGGGUCUACUGGAGAGACGCUGACGUUGAAACAGUGCCGCCUACUAUCAUUGAGGACUUGAUGCAUCACGACAAAGAUGUGAUUGUACCAAAUAUUUGGCGUCCUUUGCCUGAUUGGUUGGGUUACGAACAGCCCUAUGAUCUGAAUUCCUGGCAGGAGAGCGAAGGAGGUAUUGAACUGGCAGAUAAACUGGAUGAAGACGCUGUGAUUGUGGAAGGGUAUCCUGAGUAUGCAACCUGGAGGACACAUCUGGCAUACUUAAGGGACCCAUAUGGUGAUCCUGAGGUUGAGAUGGAACUUGAUGGAAUUGGGGGUGUGUCAAUUCUGAGCAAAGCUCAUGUUUUUCGCAGCGGUGCUAUGUUUCCUGCUUUUUCGUAUCUCAAACACGCAGAGACAGAAGGUUUUGGAAAACUAUGUCGAACAAUGAACUUUUCCGUCAUAGGCUUGCCCCACUACACAAUCUGGCAUAUCUAUGAGCCCUCUACCGAUGACAUCCAACAUAUGAAAUGGAUGGCAGAAGAGGAGACCAACGGACUUGAAAAAGCAAAGAUCCAAAAACUUUAUGAUAAGAUCUGGAUGAAAGCCUUUGAAGAGGUGACUUCAGAAUGGAAUGGUCUAAAAUUCAAUGUUUUCAAGAACACUGACAUUAGAAGGGACGUCAGCAUUGACUGGAGCGAGGUGGAUGAGUAUCUA
Messenger RNA from Ogataea polymorpha, 1383 nucleotides. RefSeq lists its product as uncharacterized. The annotation marks the transcript as partial. NCBI's taxonomy places the organism in Eukaryota, Fungi, Ascomycota, Pichiomycetes, Pichiales, Pichiaceae. Gene Ontology annotation, biological process: protein N-linked glycosylation; cell wall mannoprotein biosynthetic process. The record is from RefSeq and is a predicted model, not a curated record. Gene Ontology annotation, molecular function: alpha-1,6-mannosyltransferase activity. The transcript has a single exon. Gene Ontology annotation, cellular component: mannan polymerase complex.